Messenger RNA from Neoarius graeffei (lesser salmon catfish), 680 nucleotides. Its product is annotated as corticoliberin-1-like. Gene Ontology annotation, cellular component: extracellular region. Gene Ontology annotation, molecular function: hormone activity. The transcript has 2 exons. Lineage: Eukaryota; Metazoa; Chordata; Actinopteri; Siluriformes; Ariidae. Bases 98 to 604 code for a protein of 168 amino acids. The record is from RefSeq and is a predicted model, not a curated record.
GGAGGGGGUGAAGAAGAAGAGUAGAUCGUGUUUAAAAAGUUUAAAAAGAGAAAUCUCCCCGGAUAUAUCAUUUGCGCAUACAAGAAUCCCGUUGGAGAUGAAGCUCCACUUUCUCGUCACUACCGCCGCAGCUCUGCUGGUUGCCUUCCCACCAAGCAUGAACGAGUGCCGGGCAGUGGAUGGUCCUGACCGGAGAGCCUCCAUCUCCUCCGCCAACGCGCUUGAAGAGCAGGAAGACCAGAGGCGCACACGGCCCAUUUGGGCACGGCUGGGAGAGGAAUACUUCAUCCGGUUGGGCAACGGAAAUCAGCGCGAGCGUGAAUCCGAGCCUGAGACGCGCCCCGAACCGGCGUCAGCGGUCUUCAAACGAGCUCUGCAGCUCAGGCUCACGCAGCACCUUCUCCGCGAAGAGGACGAGGUCGCCGAGGAGGCCCGCGGGUUGCGCGACGCCCCGGCGGAGAGAUCGCGCCGCGCCGAGGAGCCGCCCAUCUCCCUGGACCUGACCUUCCACCUGCUGCGGGAGGUGCUGGAGAUGGCCAAGGCGGAGCAGCUGGCGCAGCAGGCGCACAGCAACCGGAAAAUGAUGGAGAUUUUCGGCAAGUAGCCUAAAACCUAGUGUGCAUAGAGGAUUUUUUUUUACAUUUAGCACAAACCAUAACAUCCUGUACCACAGUGCUGCU